Messenger RNA from Penicillium taxi, 2346 nucleotides. RefSeq lists its product as uncharacterized. NCBI's taxonomy places the organism in Eukaryota, Fungi, Ascomycota, Eurotiomycetes, Eurotiales, Aspergillaceae. The record is from RefSeq and is a predicted model, not a curated record. Gene Ontology annotation, biological process: telomere maintenance via telomere lengthening. The transcript has 3 exons. Bases 1 to 2346 code for a protein of 781 amino acids. Gene Ontology annotation, molecular function: double-stranded telomeric DNA binding; protein homodimerization activity.
AUGGCUGAGGCACGAGACUCUCAACUACCAUACAAUGGAUCAACUGAACUGCCCUCUUUUAAUGAAGAUGAAGACUUGGAGGAGGAGCACGACUCACCUCCUACCAAAAGACGACGCACCGGUUCGGUGUCAGCCGUUGAAGCUAGCAUUGAACUUUCACUUCCCCUCUCCACCUCCAACGUCGUUCAUUCACUCCCUGCGACCGUCCAACACAGUCCAGUUCAUAAAGUUGAAGGGGAUUUAGACACUGCUUUCAGUGACAGUGUUCUUGAUUCCAUGGCGCCCAUCAAAACCCCGCGCAUCGGCACUGAAAAUAUCGCAACUCCUAACUCAACGUUCGAAAGUCCAAACAGCCCCGAUGUGAGAUCCAUGAUUUCCAACAUCAUGGACUUUACUGAAAGAAGUGAAGAGACAGUCGCAAUGGGUCCUCAGACAAUACCCGCUGAGGGUGAUUUCCCCGGUUCUACGGGACAUCUUUUCCUCAAAGCCAGUACUCAUCUGAAGAUUCAAAGUCUCCCAAUUCUUGACAACCUGGCAACCCAAAUUCUCUCAUUUCUCUCGAAGAACAGCUACUCGGAUCUCACAACCAUGAUCACUGAGCCAGGAAAUGAGAAUGGACAGGCUUAUGCCGUAAUGCGCUCACUCUUUGACCAUACUAAGCGCGUUUACAUAAUCGAUGGCUCUUUUCUUAAGCCUAAACACUUGGAGUUUACCGACCAGUCGCAACUUGAUAUCUUCCGCAAGGCUAAUCUGGCUUCGUUUGUAUCAAGCCUUUUUGGGUCUCAGGAAAUUGGAUUUUCUGAAUUGAACGAGUACUUUCUGGAUGUUUUUGUUCCUGAAGGUGGCCGUUUAUUAAAGGGUCAAGCUGCGCUGUACCUAGAGCUGAAGACCCAAGUCUUUAUUUCCGGCAUGAACUCAAAGUCUUGCACCCGCACCCAGCUGCUGUACAAGCUCUUCCCAGAGGACAUGGAGGAGCUACUGCUGGCACGACGACCAGGCUCCCGCCAGCUGGCACCAAGUGAAACAGAUUUUGUUCAGCGCCUUACUUCGCGCCGGGAGCACCUCCUCCAUGAAGUAGACAACCCAGAGGCAAUGAAAUCUUUACCAGACAAGUACCACUGGGAGGACUUCCUUCGAGACCUUGCCCAAUACAUUUCGAAGAACUUUGACACUAUCAACACUCAGCCUGGAAAGAAAACUGUCAAGGGUCGGCAACAGUCAAUUUCUGAAGAAUCCGCUACACAGGAGUCCCCAACUACCACUCACCAAGGCCAAUUCUCCGUCAACAUGCCAGUAGAGGUCCCGGUGGAUCGGAAUAUGCAUGGUGAUCUUGUGGCUCGUGCGGCUCGUGCUGCUCAUAUCGCUUUGCAGGGUGUCAGCUUGCGUCGCUCCCAAGAGCAAUCCCAGAUGCAGCAUCAACACCAGCAGCGGUCAGUUUCCCAGGCCAGCACACCUCAUCCUCAGCAGAAUCAGCAGCCCGCGCAGCAGCAAGUUCAACAGCCACAAGCGGACUCUGCCUAUGUAGGCGGCUUCGCCUCCGUGGUCCAACCACAAUAUCCCAAUUCCGCUCUCGGCAAUGGAAACCAAGAGUAUCAUCACUACACCCCUCCCAAUCCCGGACAGACCAUCCAUGGUCGGAAUAAUGUUCCUGCAAACCCGUUAUACAUGCCGGGCAUUCCUCAUAUCUCUCAAUCACAGCCCACCCAGGUCCUCUACGAGCAAGCCCGUCAAGCCGCGUCUAUUAAAUCCUCGUCUCCAGCAAGUCGCAAGUCUGGCUUGCCGAGCCAACGUCGCCCUUGGACUACAGAGGAAGAAAAUGCUCUCAUGGCUGGUCUGGACCGGGUGAAGGGCCCUCACUGGAGUCAGAUCUUAAUUAUGUUUGGGCCCGGUGGAAGUAUUAGUGAAGCCCUUAAGGACCGCAACCAGGUGCAACUCAAAGAUAAGGCCAGAAACCUGAAACUUUUCUUCUUGAAGAGCGGGAUUGAGGUCCCAUAUUACCUCCAGUUUGUCACUGGUGAAUUGAAGACUCGUGCUCCAGCUCAGGCUGCCAAGCGUGAGGCACGUGAGCGUCAGAAGAAGCAGGGAGAGGAGGACAAGGCCCAUGUUGAGGGUAUCAAGGGCAUGAUGGCCCUUGCCGGAGCACAUGCUCCGCCUGUUGGCAGUCACGAGAUGUCUGCAUCACCCGGUCUUCCUCCAGAUCCUAAUAGUCAAGCUGCUUUGGAUCAAACUGCUGACCAAAAGCUGAUGCAAACCCUCAGUCAGGAGGUUCAUGGAAACCACUACUCCCAGCAUAAUCCUGCGCCCACCCAAGAUCAUCUCGAUCAGCACAUGCAAAUGCAGCAGUAG